UGACGUCAAUGUCAAAAGCAGCUGUGUUGGCCGAUGAGUUUGUGUUAACACAUAAGAAUGUUUUUUCACCCAUUUCUCAUCCAGAUAGACCCACAGCCUUUCGCUCUGCACAGCUUGAGUCUAGUCGCUCUGCUGGGAGGCCAGUGAGACUACCUUCCCCUCCCCAUGGUGAGCGUGAAUGCUUUUAUUGCCACAAAAAGGGACAUCUCAUUGCAGAUUGUCAGGCAUUAAAGCGUAAACAGCAGCUAUCCUCACAACCAAAAGGGAUGGGACUGAUUAAAGCUACAGAGAGCGGGAGGGCACUUCAACCGAACAAUAACCACCCUGAUCCCUGUUUCAAACCAUUCAUUCUAGAGGGAGUGGUUUCACUGACUGAGAAUCUAAAAGAUCAACAGCCAGUAAAGAUACUGAGAGAUACAGGGGCCUCUCAGUCCAUCAUUAGAGAAGACGUCUUACCGUUUUCAGAGGAGUCAUUUUGCCAGUCUAGGGUUAUUGUCCAGGGAGUAGAACUCGGAUUUGUGUCUGCCCCUUUGCACACCAUUCACAUUCAGUCUUCCUUAGUCAGUGGGAUUGUUAAAGUGGCUAUUCGUUCUGCAUUGCCUAUCCCAGGUAUCGACUUCAUCCUAGGUAAUGACCUUGCUGGAGGCAAGGUCAUGCCCGUUCCUGAAGUGUUAGAUAGACCCGAGCUGAGUCUGGACUCUGACUCCGCCCAAGACCGGCCUGCCAUUUUUCCAGCUUGUGUAGUUACGAGGGCCCAGACAAAAAAGUAUGGCCCUGACUUGGCCGAUUCCUUUAUGAGAUCAGAUCCCUUUGGUGACGUGAUCACAUUUACCUCUGGAUCUGAGGGUCAGGCCAAAGUUCCAUCUGCUGACAAAACACAACAAAUCCUGAAUUUGCCAGUCUCCCGAGAGGAGUUCAUUACUGCACAGAAAAAUGAUGUAACCCUGUCCAAGUGUCAUUCUUCUAUCUUCAGUCACCAGGAUGCCAAGAAGGAAAAGCUGGCUUACUUCUCAGAUGAAGGUCUACUGAUGCGCAGAUGGACGAGUGAGGUCUCAGAAGACGCGGACUGGUCUGCAGUUUAUCAGAUGCCAGCGCAGUUGGGGCCGGAGCGGUGCUUCUCCAGGAGGAUACCCAGGGCAUUGACCAUCCUGUGAGUUACUUCUCUCGGAAGUUUGAUAAACAUCAGCUCAGGUAUUCUACCAUUGAAAAGGAGACCCUUGCUUUGAUGUGGGCCUUGCAACAUUUUGAAGUCUAUAUAGAGUCAGGUCAGAGUUCAGUUCAAGUAUUCACAGAUCACAACCCUUUAGUUUUCCUCUCUAGAAUGUAUAAUCACAACCAGCGGCUUAUGGGUUGGUCACUGAUUAUUCAGAAUUAUACUCUCAAUAUUCAUCACAAAAAAGGUUCAGAAAACAUUGUAGCAGACGCACUCUCCCGUGCUGUUUAGAGAUGUCACCAAACCCUGAGUUUGGUUCUUAAAGGGUGGGGGCGUUACGUGCCAAGAGAUGUGGCUUUGCUGUUGUGUUCUAUUUAUCUUUCAGGUGUCAAGCCUCCUCCUAUUGGCCAAUUCGAAGUUGAUUGGCAUGUGUCUAUUGGCCGGACUGGGCCCAGUUGGCCAAUCACACGCCGAGGACCACUAUAAAUGAGCAGCUCCCUGGCCAGCUGGUGGCUGCUGGCUUCUGCUGUGACAAAUGUUUGCAAACAGGCUUCUUUGUAUUGUGUGUGGUGGGAGGCGGGACAGGUAAGCUGGGGUACCCUAUACACUGGUUGCAGGUUUUAAACUGUUAGACACACCAGGUUAUGCGGUUGAUGCCACUUUUGUAUGUUUUCACUGACUUUUUGUCGAGCAGCUAGGUAGGCCUUUUGUUUUGCCUUUUUGUUUUAGUUAGGCCCUGGAAGCUAUCGACCUCUUUUUGUUUUAUUACUUUCUUUGAUUUGGCUCAACCGCCCAGUCCUCCUCCCCCCACCUUUUUCUGUUAAGUUGACUAUCAAGGCAAGCAAGCAAUAAAUCCUGCCUGAUUCUUAACUGUCCUGUUGUCCUCCUCCUUCAUUGAUUGUGGUUGUCCGGUGUUGCUGUCCCCUUCCUACCUUUGCUUCCACC
This is a messenger RNA of Oreochromis aureus, 2098 nucleotides long. RefSeq lists its product as uncharacterized. Gene Ontology annotation, biological process: proteolysis. The transcript is spliced from 2 exons. Gene Ontology annotation, molecular function: nucleic acid binding; zinc ion binding; aspartic-type endopeptidase activity. Lineage: Eukaryota; Metazoa; Chordata; Actinopteri; Cichliformes; Cichlidae. The record is from RefSeq and is a predicted model, not a curated record. The coding region runs from base 9 to 1154 and encodes 381 amino acids.